Quercus robur (English oak) is the source of this 1823-nucleotide messenger RNA. RefSeq names its product tRNase Z TRZ1-like. Lineage: Eukaryota; Viridiplantae; Streptophyta; Magnoliopsida; Fagales; Fagaceae. Bases 316 to 1362 code for a protein of 348 amino acids. The record is from RefSeq and is a predicted model, not a curated record. The transcript is spliced from 8 exons.
UUUUCUUCCUUCAGGCGCAGUUCUUCCCUCUUCUUCUUCUUCUUCUUUAUUUCUUUUCUGUUUCUUUCUUUCUUUAAAUCUUCAUUUGCCUCUUCGCGAGACCCAUUUUCUGUGAGAACGAUCCAGGAAGAAGCAUUUGGGCGGUGGAGAGGAAGAAUUGAAAACAAAAUUUCUGCCGCAACUAUCCGUGAGUGAGUUGUGUAUUUGUGGGUUGUAAUUGGUGUUUUUGAGGGUUGUGAUUGUGGGUUUGUGGUGUUCUGUGUGUUGUCGAGAAAAAAAAAAUCUAAAGAAUGAGUUAAAUCAAAGAAAAGGAAGAUGGGUUUGUGGUCACUCUGGGUCUGCCAUGGGAUGGUGGGUUUGUCAAGGAAGAUGGGUUUGGUUGAGAGAGAAAUACCACCUCCUCGACUCUGCAACCCAGACCAGCUCCUCGCCUUGUGGACCAAGACCGUGAGUAAGUUUGUUGAAGCCAUGGAAACUGGAACCAAAGAUUCUGGGCAGGCCGAAGACAAAGAGAGCUCGAACAAAACCAAGUGUGUUAUGAAUAUACAAGGGUACCCAGUAAAGGGUUUGUCAAUCGCAGGCCAUGAAACCUGCAUAAUUUUCCCUUCUCUCAAUAUAGCCUUUGAUAUUGGUCGCUGUCCCCACCAAGCUAUACAACAAGACUUUCUCUGUAUCUCCCAUGCCCACAUGGACCACAUUGGAGGACUCCCCAUGUAUGUUGCAACUCGUGGCUUAUACAGAAUGAAGCCCCCAACAAUCAUUGUACCAACAUGUAUAAAAGCAGAUGUAGAACAACUCUUUGAGGUGCACAGAAGAAUGGACCAAUCAGAGCUGAAGCAUAAUCUAAUUGGCUUGGAUGUUGGAGAAGAGUUUUAUUUGAGAAAAGACCUUAAAGUAAGAGCUUUUAAGACGUACCAUGUCAUUCCAAGCCAGGGUUAUGUAGUUUACUCUGUAAAACAGAAACUUAAGCAGGAGUACAUUGGCCUUCCUGGGAACGAGAUUAAGAAUUUGAAGUUAUCAGGUGUGGAGAUUACAUACACUGUGACAGUACCUGAAAUUGCUUUCACUGGAGAUACCAUGUCCGACUUCAUAGUUGACCAAAAUAACAUUGAUGCCUUGAGAUCAAGAAUUCUAGUUAUGGAGUGCACCUUUGUUGAUAACUCUGUUCAAGUGGAGGGUGCAAGAGAUUACGGACACACACAUAUAUCUGAGAUAAUAGGUCAUGCAGAAAGAUUUGAGAACAAAGCAAUUCUUCUAAUACACUUUUCAGCUCGUCAUACAGCUGAGGAAAUUCAACAAGUUGUAUCUGCUUUGCCUUCACCUUUAGCAGGUCGAGUUUUUGUGCUCACAGAAGGUUUCUGAUGGGAACUGGAGUAGUGUUUCUGUUUUGAGCACCUGAAUGCUGUUGCCACUUUGGAGUUAGUAGAUUCAUGCAACCCCCACUACUAGCUCAGAAAACUGAGUUGGUGACAUUGUGAUUUUGAAGCUUGUGGGUUUAUGUAGGCCCCCCAAUUUUCAAGAAGAAUUCCAGCAGGAUGCUUAGUCGGGAAUGUUCUUUAAAGCUUGUUGGUUUUCUUGAGAUGCCAUAUCCAUUUCUUCUUUUUCCCCGGGUGGCUGCGUGGGUGUGUAGAGGUAGGGGGGAUUAAAUUGGCUAAACAUUGGUCCUCUCAUUUGUCUCAAUAUACUGAUUUUGAUUGUUUUCAUUCUGGCUCAACGCAAUUACCUUUUGAUACAAUGUAGUAAGAGCACAUUUUGUGUGUGACAACUGACUUAAGAUCUCAAAAAAAAUGAUUCAUAAAGCUGAGAAAGCUCAUUUUGACGAA